Messenger RNA from Aspergillus uvarum CBS 121591, 996 nucleotides. RefSeq lists its product as uncharacterized. Lineage: Eukaryota; Fungi; Ascomycota; Eurotiomycetes; Eurotiales; Aspergillaceae. The coding region runs from base 1 to 996 and encodes 331 amino acids. The record is from RefSeq and is a predicted model, not a curated record. The transcript has a single exon.
AUGUCGGCAGAAGCAGUCCCCCGUACCUUAACAGUGGCCAUUCCCAGGAACACCCAACUCACGGCGCAAGUCCUGCGAUGCAGCAAACUCCACAAGGCGAUCCCGCGGUCCCGGUCGGGACCGGGAGACCCAUUGCGAUGGUUGGAACUCGAGGGCCAAUUCCUGACCGACUAUCAAUCAUCGUGCACCAGCAAGCUACGGACCCUGCCCAUGGCGCGGCUCAGCGUCGCCUACGCGCUCGCCAACGUGGAGGUCGCCCUCUCGCAGGCCAGUCCCCUGGACAACGGCAUCUGGUGCGACGCAGCGACGCUCGCCUUCGAAGAAGCGCAAACAGAAGCCAAACACUGGAUCGAGUUCAUGUUGCUGACCCUCCGCGGCGGACAACGGGGCCGGACGUAUGAAAGCGCGCCGUUCAUCCUCACGAGUCCAGACUACGAUGUUCCUGAUGAGAUUGGUGACGACCGCAGCGCCGACUACCGGCAGCAGGCACUGCGUAGCCUCCGCACCUCGUACCCGGACGCGAGCCCCGCGCUGCACGAGCGGCUAGCGGACGCGAAGCUCGUGCGCUGGCGGUUUCUGCAAUGGCAGCGGCGCGAGACGCCGGGUGGCACCCCCCGGCCGCAGACGGACGACCACAGCUCGCCGGGCGGUAACUUCCCGCCCCCGCCAGCGCCAAGCCCCGGGGAGGAGGAGGUGCAGUGCCCGUAUUGCGGCGACUUCAUCCCCGCGGCGAUCUGUGCGCCGGCGCCCUGGCGGGACCAUGUGCUCUACGAUUUCCACCCGUACAUUUGCCUGCAUGAGCAAUGCAGCGUGGACGCGGCGUUUCCGACGGUCGCGGCUUGGGAGGGCCAUAUGGUCAAACAUGACUGGAGGGAUCUGGUGGAUGAGAAGUGCCCUCUCUGUUCCACGUGGUUGGGGCCCAGUGCCAUCGCCCAUUUAACGGUGCAUCUUCACGAUGAGAUUAUGGGCAUUCGAGCCUUGACUCCUUACCGCUGA